AUGUUUUCUAAGCUAUCAAUAAGUGCUUGGAACAUAAAUGGUUUAAAGCAUUAUACUCUUGGUGAUAAGCUAAGCAAUAAUGACUUCAUAGAUAAUAUAAAAGACCAUGAUUUGAUUUUUUUAACUGAAACAUGGUCUAAAGAAAUUAAUAGCAUUCCUGGUUUCAAGGAAAUAUCCUCACUUACGGCAACCCCUAAAUCAAACUCCAGUUGCCGUCUGUCUGGAGGAAUUUCGCUUCUAUUCAAAAAAGAGUUUGAAAAUAUAAUUUCUCUCGAAAAACGAACUAAAAAUUUCUUGUGCUGUCGAAUAGACAACACAAUCCUAGACUCUACAAAGGACUUAUUUAUUUGUGGAGUCUAUAUUCCUCCUCAAAACUCACGUUACUUUGACGAGGAAAUAUUUGAUGACCUGGAAAAUGAUGUAGUAUAUUUCUCCAAAAAAAGAAAUGUUAUGCUGCUGGGGGACUUUAAUGCCCGUACCAGCAAACUUGAAGAUUUUGUCUCAAAAGAAGGAAAUACCUUCAUAAACGUUAUUACUGAAACGUCAUUUCAACCAAAAAUGAGGGAAAGUUUUGAUAACUAUAUUAAUAAACAUGGCAAAUGUCUGAUUGAGAUUUGCAAAAACUGCAAUCUGAGAAUCCUGAAUGGUAGAACCCUUGGUGACUCAUUUGGUAAACCCACUUCCCACAGCCAAAAAGGCUCAAGUGUGGUUGACUACAUAAUUUGUGGCCAAGAACUGACCCAAACCAUCAAAAACUUUAUUGUCAAACCACCAACUUAUCGGUCUGACCAUAGUAAAAAGAGCUCCCACUCAUGCCCCUAUCAGUGA
This is a messenger RNA of Paramuricea clavata, 828 nucleotides long. NCBI's taxonomy places the organism in Eukaryota, Metazoa, Cnidaria, Anthozoa, Malacalcyonacea, Plexauridae. The record is from the annotation of a GenBank genome assembly.